UAAUCUAACUCCCAUGUAUCGACAUAUGUUAGCCAAAAGGUGUAAAGACGGAUUAACCAUCUAUGUUGCUAGUAAUAACAAGUUUGCCAUUCCAUUUAAUACAUUAAUUGAAUAAUAAAAUUAAAAAUAAAAAACAACAAAAACACACAUUAAUUAUCUUCCUCGUCACUUAUUACAGCAUUGUUAUCUUCUUUCUCCAAAACUAUUUCCUUUAGUUCGAGACAAAUUUGCAUCGUUCCGUCUUCAGCUGUUCCAAAAAUCCAGAAAACUGCCUUUGAUUUCCAAUAUCUAUAGGCGGUGUGUUUUGUGGUAACGUCAUCAAAACCCUUUUCGGAUACAGAACAAAAAAAAGUGUCAACAAGAAUUAGGAUGGCGCUUAUUGUGAAUCUUUUAUCUCUUCUGUUUUCUACCUUUAUAGUUCAUUCCAAUCAAAUUACAAUGUCUCUCAGGUCUUUCAAGAUAAGUGAAAAUAUAACAUAUGAUUGCAUCGAUAUUUAUAAGCAACCAGGGCUCAACCAUCACUUUCUCAAAACCCACAAAAUUCAGAUGAAACCAUCAGUUUCAAGACCUGAGUUUAAGAUGCAAACUGGCAAAAACGAAACAUCUAACAAAAAUAAAAUAGGAUGUCCAAAUGGAACUGUUCCUAUAUUGAGAAAUACAAAAAAAUUUGUCACUAACUCACAAAUAUUUGCUGAGAGUCAUUUUCAUCCGCUAUCAGCUGAUAGUCCUGGAACACAUAUUGCUGGAGUAAGGUCAAAUGGUGGUCCAUUUCGUGGUGUACAAGCUUCGCUUAGUGCAAAUGCGUUAAACGUGGGAAAUGAUCAAAUCUCAUAUAGUCAAAUAUAUAUAGGCAGUGGAUCAGGAAACCAAGUCAGUUAUAUCUCAGUGGGUUGGAUGAUAAAUCCAGGUUUAUUUGGCGACCAACGUGUUUGGACAUUUGGAUUUUGGAAGGGUAAAGAUGGGAAGGGAUGUUACAAUACCGCAUGUUCAGGGUUUGUUCAAGUAUCAAAGAAGAUUCCAAUUGUCGAACCCAAUGUUCUUAAGCCAGGGGUCCCUGGCUGGUUUCACUUAUCCAUUCACCAGGAUAGAAAUACAGGAAAUUGGUGGAUUACACAAAUUAUGAAAGAUGCACCUAAUGAAGAUAUCGGUUAUUGGCCAAAAGAAUUAUUUAACCUUUUAGACAAUGGUGCAAAUAUGGUUGGAGCUGGUGGUGUUGUUCAGGCUUCGCGUUCUGGUUCAAGCCCGCCCAUGGGUAAUGGUCAAUUUCCGAAUGGAGGCCGCUUGGAUUCAGGAAUUUUCACAAAUAUUGAAGUCUUAAAUUCCAACUAUGAGCAACGUAAAAUGAAUUCUUUUCCUAUAGAUAAUCUGGUAGAUAGUGAGAAAUGUUAUGGGCUAAGAAUUGGUACGGUAAAACGAUUCUAUCGUACUCAUCUUGGUUUCUUUUUCAACUAUGGUGGUCCGGGAGGAAAUUCAUGUGGAGUUUGACAUUUUCCAUAACACUCUUUAAACUUGGGAUUUGAUAAAAAAUAUUAAACUAAUAAAAUGCAAACUAUUAUAAGA
This is a messenger RNA of Raphanus sativus (radish), 1560 nucleotides long. RefSeq lists its product as uncharacterized. The record is from RefSeq and is a predicted model, not a curated record. Bases 370 to 1485 code for a protein of 371 amino acids. The transcript is spliced from 8 exons. NCBI's taxonomy places the organism in Eukaryota, Viridiplantae, Streptophyta, Magnoliopsida, Brassicales, Brassicaceae.